Eucalyptus grandis is the source of this 1939-nucleotide messenger RNA. Its product is annotated as pre-mRNA-splicing factor cwc22-like. Gene Ontology annotation, biological process: mRNA splicing, via spliceosome. The transcript has 5 exons. The coding region runs from base 1050 to 1763 and encodes 237 amino acids. Gene Ontology annotation, molecular function: RNA binding. The record is from RefSeq and is a predicted model, not a curated record. Gene Ontology annotation, cellular component: catalytic step 2 spliceosome. NCBI's taxonomy places the organism in Eukaryota, Viridiplantae, Streptophyta, Magnoliopsida, Myrtales, Myrtaceae.
CUUUUUAGUGAGGGGGACAAUUUUUCUGUGAUCCAAAAAGUCCACUUUUGUCUACUCCAUCUUUAUGCUUGAUUGUAUUUAAUACAGCCUAGGGUAAAUCAUUAUAAUGAUUAUUUGAGUUAUAUAUAAAUGCAAUAAAAGAAAAGAAUACCGCUUGGCGGUUAAAAAAUCCACGAAUGCUUCUUCCAGAUUGUAAGCCGCAUUCUUCUCUAAGGUAGGAUGCCAUAGGUAAACAUUCUUGCCAUUCGUCGUAAAAGCCUUGUCUUGUAUUCGUCCAGGUCUGAUCACUUCAUAUCAACUCAGCGAAGCUAGAUUAUCAACUUCGAGUGGCAAGUAUCGGAAAGAAGGGCCCCAAAUGAUUCGUUAUUGGAGCAGAUAGCAACAACCAUUUCAUCUGACAUGCGUAGUUUUGAUUUUCCAAUGGAUUUACAUCUUUCAAGUAUUUUCAUUAAUUGAUAUCUCGGGAUUAAGAGAGACAAAUGAAUUUAAAGCUGACUGAAACCUAGGAACAUUAUCUUAAUUUACCGGAUUAAUGGAUUUUUGUUAUGAAAUUGAUUGAAAGUUUGGCAAAAGAUUUUAGAAGAAGAAGAUAGAAUCGAGAUUCGAGUUAUUUUGGGAAACUGAUUUUGGAUAAUUUGCUUGACGCGAACGGUCUUCCACUUUGAACUUGGAAAGGGAAGGACGUUUCUCUAGACUCUGGCAUGCUUGUGCUCUCUGGCUCUCGCUCUCGCUCUCGCCGGCCUCCCUCUCUGGCUCUCGCGCUCUCCAUCCGACGGAGGACAAGUUGGUGAACCUCGGGAGUGGUGCCGGCACCGAUGGAUUUCUACAAGUUCAACCCUUGGGACCUUUCCGGUUUGUGUUGAUCUUUCCGCUCGCAACACCUGGGGAGAGGAUUUCGUUGAGCAAGGGAAGACGAUGAGGGGAGAGAUGGACAGGAAAGAAGACGCAGGAGGUAUGAUAGUGACACGAAGCAGAAGGAGAAAGAGGGAAUAGAUGGCAGAAAGGCUGAUAGUUGGAAACCAGAACAACCAGCAUUGUGAGAAGGCAAUAUGAUUACCGAUGCUGCAAACUUGGAAAGCAGUGGGGGAGUUUACAUCCCACCAUUUAAGUUGGCCAGAAUGAUGAAAGAGGUUCAAGACAAAAGCGGCAUUGAGUAUCAAGGGUUGAGGUGGGAAGUCUUAAGGAAGAGUAUAAACGGUUUGGUGAAUAAGGUCAAUGCAACGAACCUGGUUUCUGUCGUCAACACGAAGUUUGCAGAGUCCGCAGUUCGUCCAGAAUUGGACCUUGUGGAGCAUGAAGAUCAACUAGCACACGAGAUAUCACUCCAGGCAGACAUCGAUCCAGAAAUUACUCUUGACAUAUUUAAGCCUGAUCCGCAGUUGGUGGAGAAUGAAAAGCUUUAUGAACAAUUGAAGAAAACCAUUCUUGGUGACGAGUUUGAAGAGGAAAAAGAGUCGGAAGAAGGCUCAGAAGAUGCAUCUGCUGAGGAAGUUGAUGCAGAAGAGGGUGAACAGAUGAACAUUAAAGAUGAGACUCAGACGAAUCUUGUAAAUCUCUGGAGAACGAUAUAUCUGAAGAUUAUGUCCAGUGUCGAUUUCGAGGAAGCAGGGCAUAAGCUAUUAAUAAGUAAACUUGAACCUGGACAAGAGAUGGAUCUAUAUGCUGUUGGAGUGUUGCAGUCAAGAAAGAACUUACCUCCGCUACUAUGGUCUGAUGGGGCAGCGGUUUUGCAUGAUGAACAAAGUCAGUCACUACAAUUUUGAGAGAUGCUUUGUUCAACAGUAUUCAAUGGUUCACUGUCUCAAGACAAACAAAGUGAAAAACGUGGCAAAAUUUUUUGCACAUUUACUUGGUACAGAUUCUCUACCGUGGCAUGUCUUGGCCUACAUACAAUUGACUGAGGACACCUCUUUCAUCACGAAUAUUUAUAAAAAUUCUC